AUGUUCCAUCAUAAAUAUAAGCAAAGCUAUUUUACACGAUUGACAAGAACGUAUCCGGUACUAAAAGCCUUUGACAUUUACGAUCGUCAGUCAUUCGUACGCGAGUAUGUUCUGGACAACACUUACCUUUGUAUCUUCGCGUACGUCCUGUUUUAUGUCGCAAUUUGGUACGCUACUAAGGCCAUUAAACGUAUCGAGAAGAAGAAUAAAAAACUUAUGGAAACGGUUGUUAGCAACAGAACGAAACUUGACGACGUCAUGGCACUGAAGGACAAGCGGGCGGAGUAUGAAAAUAUCGUCGUAAAAGCGAAAGGCGCCCAGAAAGUGACAGCCAAACAUCUCGACAACGAAAUGAAAAGACUGAGCACAGAACUCAUCGCGACCGGCAACAAAAUGGCGGAAUUGGAGAAGAUUUUGGAGAAAUGUAAAUUCGGGGAAAAGUAUCGAAACCGCGGAGAAGGAAAUCAUGGAACGAGGGAACGAAGUGGCAACGAACAGGCAGAGGCUGUCACGGACUCGCUCGAGGACUUCAAGAUCCUCGAACCGUCGUUUCCACCAACGGUACCACCGGAACCACCGCCACGGAAGUACGGUAUCUUUGUCACGAGGCCACCAGGCCAACGUCUGCCACCGACCCCCCGAUCUCCAGCGUCGAAAAUCGGAUUCAAGUAA
Messenger RNA from Venturia canescens, 672 nucleotides. RefSeq lists its product as uncharacterized. Lineage: Eukaryota; Metazoa; Arthropoda; Insecta; Hymenoptera; Ichneumonidae. The coding region runs from base 1 to 672 and encodes 223 amino acids. The record is from RefSeq and is a predicted model, not a curated record. The transcript has 8 exons.